ACGAACACGAAGGCAGAGUAGUUGCAAGUGACGGCGGCCACGCCGAAGAAGCGCGAGUGCGAGCACACAUCGUUUAUAGAAAACGUUAAUGUCGAAUUUCCGCGCUGAUUAUUGUGUUAAAUUUGAUAAUAUCAGUGAGUGACUCCCGUUAAAACCCGGCUUUUUCACAGCUGGUGAAAAUGGCGUCCGACGAGGAAGUUGACGAAAAUUAUGCGGGAGAAGAUGAUUUAGAGGAAUCAAGUGGACCAGUGGCUAAGGUUGGACAACAAAUUGACGGUUCUUCCGAUGCCGAAGAAUCUCAACGACAGGAGGAAGAUGACGAUUAUGAGCCGGAAGAGCGAAAAAAGAAGAAAGGAAAGAAGCGAAAAGCGAGGAGUGAAGACAAGAAGGGCAAGAAGAAAAAGAAAAAGAAAAAAUCCGACUCUGGCGACGAGAGCGAUUUCGGCGGAGGAGACAAUGCAGACGUGGCGGGUGAUGACAGCGAUUUUGCUAGUAAUCAAAAGAGCAGGAAAUCAUCAUCGAGAAAAUCGUCGAGCCACAAUACUUCAUCGGCUGCUCAAAGUCAAGAGCCAUCAACGGGAAUGCCGACAAUCGAUGAAGUUUGCAAUACAUUUGACUUGACUGACGUACAUAUCGAUUAUUCGGAUGCUGAUUUUCAAAAUUUAACCACGUACAAACUGUUUCAACAGCACGUUAGGCCUCAUUUAAUAAAAGAAAAUCCCAAAGUACCAAUGUCGAAGCUUAUGAUGUUGGUAGCCGCUAAAUGGAGAGAUUUCUCCGAAAUGAAUCCGCACACACAGCCGGAAGUUGAAGUGUCGUCUGGUAAUUUAGAGGAGGAAUGCAAACCAACAAGAUCGAGUCGUGGAGCAGUGGCACAAGAGCCAGAUGACGAUGAUGAGGACGAGGAGGACAGUGAAUUUUAUAAGCGAAAAUCACGAGGAUCACGCGCCCGAAAGGGGAAAAAGGCGUCGAAAGUUCCCACUCUCAAGAUUAAACUUGGAAAACGCAAACGAGCCAGUUCUGAUGAGGAAAUUGAGAACGCAAGUGCGGGAUCUUUGCGCGACUCUGACAUGGAAUUUGAGCAGAUGAUCGCGGAUGAUGAGCCAGCGACGGAGGGCAGCACAAAGGGCGCCGAGGAGGCGAGUGUCGACCCACCGGCCGAUCCGCCAGUUCGUAGAAAGGCGAAGACAAAGAUUGGCAAUAAGAGCAAAAAGAAAAAGAAGACGAAAACAACGUCGAAAUUCCCGGAUGGAGAGACUGAUCAUCAGGAUUAUUGCGAGGUCUGUCAACAAGGCGGUGAGAUUAUUCUCUGCGACACUUGUCCAAGGGCUUACCAUCUUGUUUGUCUUGAACCCGAAUUGGAGGAAACUCCCGAGGGAAAAUGGAGCUGUCCCCAUUGCGAAGGAGAAGGUGCAGCGGAAGAUGACGACGAACACAUGGAAUUCUGUCGCGUUUGCAAGGACGGCGGUGAAUUAUUGUGUUGUGACAGUUGCACAAGUGCGUAUCACAUUCAUUGUCUGAAUCCCCCACUAUCAGAAAUACCUGAUGGCGAUUGGAAAUGUCCACGUUGUUCCUGUCCACCGAUUUAUGGUAAGGUGCAAAAAAUUCUCACCUGGAAAUGGAAGGAAUGCACCGAAACACCAUCCGAGGAGCCAUCGACAAGUAAAGCAGCGCCAAAAGUUCACAAAACACGUGAAUAUUUCGUGAAAUGGUCAGAAAUGUCCUACUGGCAUUGCGAUUGGAUAUCCGAAUUACAACUCGACGUAUUCCAUCCUCUCAUGUUUAGAAAUUACAUUCGAAAAUAUGACAUGGACGAACCGCCGAAACUCGAGGAACCAUUGGACGAGAGCGAUACACGUUACAAGCGACUUCAAAAUCAAGAGGGACAAAAUCAACGUGAAGAAUUCAAUCUCGAGGAGCGUUACUACAGGUACGGAGUACGUCCCGAAUGGUUGAUUGUCCAUCGUGUCAUCAAUCAUCGAUUGCAGAGAGACGGUCGCGCGACUUACUUGGUCAAGUGGCGUGAAUUGGGUUACGAUCAAGCGACAUGGGAGGAGGACAGCGACGAUAUUCCCGGUCUGAAGCAAGCAGUGGAGUAUUAUUUGGAUCUUAGAAACGCAAUUUGCGGCGAUGGUUCUUCAUCGUCGCGGAAGGGAAAGAAGGGCAAGGGAAAGAAGUCAAAGACACGGGAGAUUAUCGACGACGAGGAGAAGGCACCGAAACGUUAUACACCACCGCCCGAUAAGCCGACAACGGAUCUGAAGAAGAAAUACGAACGACAACCGGAUUAUCUCGAUCAAACUGGAAUGCAACUUCAUCACUAUCAACUCGAGGGUUUGAAUUGGUUGAGGUACUCCUGGGGUCAGGGAAUCGACACAAUUCUUGCCGAUGAAAUGGGUCUCGGUAAAACGAUCCAAACAAUCACAUUCCUCUAUUCUUUGUAUAAGGAAGGACAUUGUAAGGGACCUUUUCUAGUUUCCGUUCCCCUAUCGACAAUCAUUAACUGGGAACGUGAAUUUGAGACCUGGGCUCCUGAUUUCUACUGUGUCACAUAUGUCGGCGAUAAGGACAGUCGUAUCGUAAUUCGUGAGAAUGAAUUGGCUUUUGAGGAGAACGCUACUCGAGGGGGGAGAGCGACGAAAAUUCGUUCGGCGAACAUUAAGUUCAAUGUACUGCUGACGAGUUAUGAAUUAAUUUCGAUAGACUCGGCGUGCUUGGGUUCGAUCGAUUGGGCAGUGCUGGUUGUUGACGAGGCGCAUCGUUUGAAAUCGAAUCAGUCGAAGUUCUUCCGACUCCUAGCCUCUUAUAAUAUUGCCUAUAAAUUAUUGUUGACCGGUACACCAUUGCAGAAUAAUUUGGAGGAAUUGUUUCAUCUUUUGAAUUUCCUGUGUCGGGAUAAAUUCAACGAUUUGUCCGCUUUUCAGAAUGAGUUCGCCGAUAUUUCGAAGGAGGAGCAGGUGAAGAAGCUACAUGAGAUGUUGGGACCUCACAUGCUGAGGAGAUUGAAGGCAGAUGUGUUGAAGAAUAUGCCGAGUAAAUCGGAAUUCAUUGUGAGAGUUGAAUUAUCGCCGAUGCAGAAGAAAUAUUACAAGUAUAUUUUGACGAGAAACUAUGAGGCAUUGAAUCCAAAGGGUGGGGGACAGCAGGUGUCGUUGUUGAAUAUUAUGAUGGAUUUGAAGAAGUGUUGUAAUCAUCCGUACUUGUUUCCGGCAGCGUCGCAGGAGGCGCCUACGGGACCGAAUGGAAAUUAUGAGACGUCGGCGUUGAUAAAGGCGGCGGGGAAACUUGUUUUGUUGAGUAGAAUGUUGACGAAGUUGCGUGUCGAUGGACAUAGAGUGCUGAUAUUCUCGCAGAUGACGAAAAUGUUGGAUAUUCUUGAGGAUUAUUUGGAGGGCGAGGGUUAUAAGUAUGAGAGGAUUGAUGGUAAUAUUACUGGUACACAGAGACAAGAGGCUAUAGAUAGAUUUAAUGCUCCUGGUGCACAGCAGUUUGUAUUCCUGCUCUCGACACGUGCCGGAGGUCUAGGAAUCAAUUUAGCAACAGCUGACACUGUGAUAAUUUACGAUUCCGAUUGGAAUCCGCAUAAUGACAUUCAAGCGUUUAGCAGAGCUCAUAGAAUUGGUCAGGCGAAUAAGGUGAUGAUCUAUCGAUUUGUCACGAGGAAUUCGGUUGAGGAACGUGUCACGCAAGUUGCUAAGCGUAAAAUGAUGUUGACCCAUUUGGUGGUGAGACCGGGAAUGGGAGGAAAGGGUACGAACUUCAGCAAGCAGGAAUUGGAUGAUAUUCUGCGAUUUGGUACCGAGGAGCUGUUCAAGGAAGAGGAGGGAAAGGAGGAUGAGGCUAUUCAUUAUGAUGACAAGGCGGUGGCGGAACUUUUGGACAGGAGUAAGGAGGGUAUUGAGCAGAAGGAGAACUGGGCCAAUGAGUACUUAAGCUCGUUCAAGGUCGCCUCGUACGUGACGAAGGAGGGAGAGACGGAGGAAGAGGCCGACACGGAGAUCAUCAAGCAAGAGGCUGAGAAUACUGAUCCGGCUUACUGGAUUAAAUUACUGAGGCAUCAUUACGAGCAGCAGCAGGAGGACAUCGCGAGAACUCUAGGAAAGGGAAAACGUGUUCGUAAACAAGUGAAUUAUAACGACGGAGGCGUCACUGGGGAUCAGGGAGCGAGAGAUGAUCAACCCUGGCAGGAGAAUCUUUCCGAUUAUAACAGCGACUUUAGUGCACAGAGUGACGAUGAUAAGGAGGACGAUGACUUUGAUGAGAAGGGCGAGGGCGAUUUACUCUCACGUCGCAGUAGGCGUCGCCUCGAGAGGCGUGACGAGAAAGAUCGUCCACUGCCUCCACUUCUUGCUCGGGUCAAUGGAAACAUCGAGGUUCUUGGAUUCAAUGCGAGGCAGAGGAAGGCUUUUCUCAAUGCAAUCAUGCGUUAUGGAAUGCCGCCGCAGGACGCUUUCAAUUCGCAGUGGUUGGUGCGGGAUUUGCGUGGGAAAUCUGAGAAGAACUUCAAAGCCUACGUCUCGUUAUUUAUGCGUCAUCUCUGUGAACCAGGUGCUGAUAAUGCGGAAACAUUCGCUGACGGGGUACCACGUGAGGGUCUCAGUCGUCAACACGUUUUGACCAGAAUUGGUGUCAUGUCACUGAUUAGAAAGAAAGUUCAGGAAUUCGAACACAUUAACGGUUAUUAUUCAAUGCCGGAAAUGAUAAGAAAACCAGUGGAACCGGUGAAAAAUGUAGAGUCUAGUGAUGCCACGGCUGCUGCUGCAACUUCUGCUGCCACAGGAACAAGUAGCACCAGUGCAACUCCCGCCACUUCGAAUGCGCCAAGUCCAAGUCCGGCUGCAACUCCAACGCCAAAUAAUGCCACGCCGGUUGUUAAUAAUGACACGAAAAUGGAAACAGAGACAAAGGACGCCAAGGAUGAGGCUAACGAUAAAAAGUCGGCUGAAACGAAGGACGUGAAGGAGGAGGACAAGGAAAGUAAGGAAUCGAAGGAAGAUGAUGCGACAUCAGCCGAGAAGGAUAAGGAAAAAGAGAAGGAAAAGGAGAAAGAAGGUGCGGACGUAAAGAAAGAGGGUGAAGACACAGCAAUGGAUACGAAUGAAAAUGAUAAGGACAAGGAGAAGGAGAAAUCAGAGGGUGUUAAGGAUGAAAAAUCGCCAGCUAAGCCGGAAGAAAAGACGGAGAAUGCUGAUGCUAAACCCAAAACGGAAACAGAGGAAGAUGUCGUUAUUGUGAAAGACGAUGAAGAAGAGGGCGAAAAGAAAGACGAGAAAGACACUAAAGAGAAGGAAACAAAAGAAGCUGAAGCGGAAGUGAAGCCGAAACGUAAAUUCAUGUUCAAUAUUGCCGACGGUGGAUUCACAGAAUUACAUACAUUGUGGUUGAAUGAAGAAAAAGCUGCUGUACCUGGACGAGAAUACGAGAUCUGGCAUCGAAGACACGAUUAUUGGCUUCUUGCCGGAAUCGUCACGCACGGCUACGGUCGUUGGCAAGAUAUUCAAAAUGAUAUUAGAUUCGCGAUUAUCAAUGAGCCCUUCAAGAUGGAUGUUGGCAAAGGCAAUUUCCUCGAAAUAAAGAAUAAAUUCCUUGCCAGACGAUUCAAACUUUUAGAGCAAGCUUUGGUUAUUGAAGAACAACUCAGAAGAGCUGCGUAUUUGAACUUGACACAGGAUCCAAAUCAUCCGGCGAUGAGUUUGAAUGCAAGGUUCGCUGAGGUUGAAUGUCUUGCCGAGUCACAUCAGCAUCUCAGCAAGGAGAGUCUUGCUGGUAAUAAGCCCGCAAACGCCGUUCUUCAUAAGGUGCUAAAUCAAUUGGAGGAAUUGCUCUCUGACAUGAAGUCAGAUGUGAGUCGAUUGCCAGCAACUUUGGCGAGAAUUCCACCAGUUGCUCAACGUCUCCAAAUGUCGGAGCGUUCAAUUUUGAGUCGUUUAGCUGCAACGGCUCCAGGCGGCAGUAAUACACAAUCCGGACAAGCGGCAUUAUUGGCUCAACAAUUCCCAGCUGGCUUCCCCAGUGGACAAUUGCCAGCCUCAUUUGCUGGUGCAGCUAAUUUUGGUAAUUUUAGGCCAAAUUACGCUGUUCCUGGUCAAGCACCACAAGGUUUCACGGCUUGAACUUAUUUAUCGGAGCAGCAGCAGCAGCAGCUCAAGAGAGGAAAACUCAAUGGCGCAGACGACAUUCCCACCUGAAUAAAAUGCGCUGUAAUAUUAUUUUUCGUAAAUUACAAUUUCUAGCUGAAUUUUCACUAGAUAAGGAUCUAAGGUUAAUUAAGCAAAAAAAAAUAAUAAUUAAUAAUAAUAAAUCGCUAAAUAUAAUAUCGUAUGCUAAGAAAAGGAAGGAAUCACAUACAUUUCUUGUAUUUAUUAUGUGUACAUUCGUCGUCCGAGAAUAACGUGAUUAUCAUGUUUUUGUUUUUUUGUAUCGGAUUUAAAGGCGGGUUCGUUAAAAUGCAGGUCACCUUUUGUUUUUUUUUUAUAAUCGAGAGGAUCGCGAUUUUUUUUUAUAUCCUUUUGGACAUUCGACGUCUGCAUUAUAAUUCAUAAUUCUAACUAUAGCAACAAUUUAUAAUUAAGAAACAUUUUUACUUAAAUUUAUUUAAGAAAAACUCGCACAUUUAUAUUCGUUGGGACUUGUCAGUUAAAUGAAUUAAUAAUUGAUUUUUAUUGAUAAUAUAAUUUAUUUGUCGAUUUUUCAAAUAGCAGGUUUUUUCUUUUACUCAUUUUUCGUUAAUUAAUUAAUUAAUAAAUAAAUAAUUCAUUGCCAUUUUAUGGCAAAAAUAGAAAAAGUUUACGAUACUUGUUUAUAUGUUAUUUAAAAAAAAAGAAAAAAUGCCUUGAAUAAUUUUUAAUUAAGACUGAUGCUUAAUUAAAGUAUCGAAUCAAAUUUUUUAUAUUUAAAAAAAAAAUACCUGCAACAAAACGAAGAAAGCACAGUUUUUUUUGUGCUCUAAAAAUUUUUUUAAACAAGUGUCGAGAAUGGAUAUUAAAAAGAAACACACACACACUACACACUCACAUAUACACAAAAAAAAUGGGAUUUUUUUUUAAACUUGAUGUGUGCUCUAUGAAACGAGAGCAAAAGAAAAUUUUGGAAUAGAAAUAAGUUUUUAAAAAUCUUCUUUUUUUGGAGAGGAUUUUAGCUUGCAUUUGUGAGAGAGCAUCACUAUUAGUGUUUUUAUUUUGUUUUUUAAAAAACUGGACGAGAGAAUGUUGGGCGAAAAAGAAAACUACAAUCAAGUACAUUUGAUUAAUAAAAUAUAGUAAACACAGGUAAAGAAAAAAAUAAAAUAAAAAAAAAAAAGUUUGGAGACAAUUUUCAAAUGCUUAUUAAGGCGCAAAUUAUUUCUCUGUAAUAUGUAAAGUUUAAUAUAAAAAAAAAAUGGUAAAGGGGAUUUUUUAUGACAUUUCUAUUUACACCUCUUUCGAAUGACUAUCAUUCAUUAAAUAUUUGUUCUUGAGCAAAAUGCAGCGAUAUUCGUACAUGUAUCUAGAUUAUUCGGUGCGCUCUGACUUAAUUUUUAUUUCACAUCUACCAAACUCUGUACAUACACAAUGUGUUGCACUGGAAACUCUGAAAUAUAAAUGUUAAACUGAAAA
This is a messenger RNA of Leptopilina heterotoma, 7595 nucleotides long. RefSeq names its product chromodomain-helicase-DNA-binding protein Mi-2 homolog (gene Mi-2). The transcript has 12 exons. Bases 180 to 6113 code for a protein of 1977 amino acids. Gene Ontology annotation, cellular component: nucleus; chromatin. NCBI's taxonomy places the organism in Eukaryota, Metazoa, Arthropoda, Insecta, Hymenoptera, Figitidae. Gene Ontology annotation, biological process: negative regulation of transcription by RNA polymerase II; chromatin remodeling. Gene Ontology annotation, molecular function: ATP binding; ATP-dependent chromatin remodeler activity; DNA binding. The record is from RefSeq and is a predicted model, not a curated record.